Messenger RNA from Cooperia oncophora, 1500 nucleotides. The record is from the annotation of a GenBank genome assembly. Lineage: Eukaryota; Metazoa; Nematoda; Chromadorea; Rhabditida; Trichostrongylidae.
AUGAACAUAUUUUUCAGGUAUACGAGAAGAACAUGCAAUGGAAAAGCGACAAUACAGUGCGUGGCUCCGGGUUAUGACACUACGCUAGACAUCAAAGGAAAAGGAAAAUGGGAGCGGCUUCAGUCUUCUCCAGUGAUUAGAGAAGAAGUGUAUUGCAGGGAGGGAAAAUGGUACACGAGGAAGGGUGAACGCUUCAACAAAAUCCGCUGCAACCGUGCCCACCGCCAUUCAAGUACAAGUAUUCCAACAAGUGCUAAAGCGACGACAAUCGAACAGAGUUCUCCUAGCACUGCUUUAUCUAAGACAACAACAACUAAAUCCACGGUCACGUUUUCAACGACGACAUCAAAGUCUACUUCGGCGCAGACGACGACAACUAAAGUUACGUCGACUAUUCCGGUGCAGAAAACGACGACAACAACAGCAACAACAACAGAAUUCACUUCAACAAGCACGACACCAUCCACGACAACAGAGUCUACAUCGACUACUACGUCGUCACAUGGAACUACUGAAUCGAUUUCGAAAACGACAAAACCAUCCAAGAUGACUGAUUCUACUUCCGUAACUCUCACGACGACAAGAGGUUCCACAUCCAAAACAGUAUCGUCCACAUUAACAAGAGAAUCGAUACCAACAAGCACGACACCACCGAUGAAAACAGGAUCUACUUCCAUCAAUACGAUGCUUACGGAGACAACAGACCAUAUUUCGACCACUUUUCCGGUGACGACGACUACUGAACCUUCUUCCUCCACAAAGAAGCCCUCGCCUGGACCUGCUUCUCCAACAAUAAAACCGUCGACAACUCCAGGGCCUGCCUCUCCCACAAUAAAGUCGUCAUCAACUGCAGCAAAUGCAUCUUCCACAGUGAGGCCGACAACAACAACCGAGUCUGCUUCGACUUCGAUGGAACCGUCACCAACUGCAGCAAAUGCAUCUUCCACAGUAAAGCCGACAACAACAACCGAGUCUGCUUCGACUUCGAUGGAACCGUCACCAACUGCAGCAAAUGCAUCUUCCACAGUGAAGCCGACAACUACAGCUGAGUCUGCUUCGACUUCGAUGGAACCGUCACCAACUGCAGCAAAUACAUCUUCCACAGUGAAGCCGACAACUACAGCUGAGUCUGCUUCGACUUCGAUGGAACCGUCACCAACUCAAGCAAAUGCAUCAUCCACAGUAAAGCCGACAACAACAACCGAGUCUGCUUCGACUUCGAUGGAACCGUCACCAACUGCAGCAAAUGCAUCUUCCACAGUGAAGCCGACAACUACAGCUGAGUCUGCUUCGACUUCGAUGGAACCGUCACCAACUGCAGCAAAUGCAUCUUCCACAGUGAAGCCGACAACAACAACCGAGUCUGCUUCGACUUCGAUGGAACCGUCACCAACUCAAGCAAAUGCAUCAUCCACAGUGAGGCCGACAACAACAACCAAGUCUGCUUCGAGCUUCGAUGGAACCGUCACCAACUGCGGCAAAUGCAUCUUCCUACAGUGA